AUGUCAUCCACCACCACUGAUUCGGAGUGUGCAUAUUUCGAACAAAUUCAGCAAUACCUCCUUCCCAAUGAUUCAGCCAUUGUAACACCAGAUCAAGCUUUUCCUAGCCCUAGGCAUCUUAGUUGUUCGGAUGCAAGUGUCCACUUUGAGCACCCUACUGAAGCGCGUGAAGUGAACGCGCCACCUAAAUGGAGGCGUUACAGGGGUGUGAGGCGUCGGCCGUGGGGGAAGUUCGCAGCUGAGAUAAGGGAUCCAAAGAAAAAUGGUGCUAGGGUUUGGCUCGGAACUUAUGUGACUGAAGAGGAAGCAGCUUUGGCUUACGACAAAGCUGCUUUCCAGAUGCGAGGCCGAAAGGCCAAGCUGAAUUUUCCUCAUCUCAUUGACUCGGAUGAGUCAUCGGAGCCGCCAAGUGUGGUGGCUUUAAAGAGGAGCUUGCCGGAGCCUUCUCCACCAUCAUCAGUGGAUGAUAGUUGUUGUAAGUCACAAGGGUCAAAGAGGAGAAAGAGCUUAGUUGAUCUACUAAAUAACUUAGCCAAGAAUAGAAGCCAAGCCAAGGUGGUUGAAAUGGCUUUAGAGGCAAAUGUAGUUGAGCAAUGGGUGAAUGAUUUGAACGAUUGCACUCUAAUCUGGUGCUCCUAG
Molecule: messenger RNA, 639 nt
Organism: Sphenostylis stenocarpa
Lineage: Eukaryota; Viridiplantae; Streptophyta; Magnoliopsida; Fabales; Fabaceae
Source: the annotation of a GenBank genome assembly